This is a messenger RNA of Lycium barbarum (goji berry), 1149 nucleotides long. RefSeq names its product putative F-box protein At1g20795. Lineage: Eukaryota; Viridiplantae; Streptophyta; Magnoliopsida; Solanales; Solanaceae. Bases 1 to 1149 code for a protein of 382 amino acids. The record is from RefSeq and is a predicted model, not a curated record. Gene Ontology annotation, molecular function: protein binding. The transcript has a single exon.
AUGAAGAAGGAACUUUGGUUUCCAAGCAGUGACAUGCUAUAUGAAGUACUACCGAGAUUGUCUACUAAGGAUUUGCUGAAAUUGAAAUGUGUGUCAAAGGGAUGGCGAUGUCUUAUAUCUGACCGCAGUUUCAUCCAAGUUCAGUUGAAAAACAAGGAACCGCUCGCAGGUUUCUUCUACCAGGGUAGGUAUAAGUGGUGCGACGAGGAUUAUGACUAUAUCAGCUUCAUACCUAUAGCAAGAGUUACUGCUGAAGUCCAUAAUGAUGUUCUCGAUUUCCUCCCAGAAAGAAUUGCCAUCCUGGAUUCAAGAUACGGACUUAUCUGUUGUCGAAGUAGCUUCCCUCGUCGUGUUCCCUUAAUUUACAUUUGUAACCCUGUGAAUAAGGAGUGGAAAACGCUUCAAUGGCCAAACCCUUCCAGAGAAAGUAUCAUAACUUUGGUUUUUGAUCCACUGAAGAACCCGGUCGAUGAGUUCACAAAUUUUAAGGUUGUGAUAGUUAGCCAAAUGGAAACUAGCACGGAAGGGGAUGGAUAUGUUUUCUCUUUUAACAUUUAUUCAUCACACACAGGAAAAUGGAGAAGCUCAAGAGAGAUUUGUCUUUGUGAUCACAACAUGCAGAAAAAGGGAUCCAUCUGUGUAGAGGGGAUUAUAUAUUGGCUUACUGAUGGAGACCAAAUCCUCAUGUUUGAUCCGGAAAAUGAGAUAUCUUGGUUGAUAAUGCUACCACUCCCCACCAGCCAGUUCAAUUUAACACCCGAGAUGUGCAUGGGAGAAGCUGAAGGGAAGCUACAUUAUGUGUUGGUUUCUGAGCACGGACUUCAGUUGUGGGUGCUUAAGGAUCACUUUACUUCUCAAUGGGAUCUUACUUUUACAACCUCUUUAGAAGAUCUGGAGAAAGAAAACGGCAAGUAUCUGUUCAGGAUAGCGGAAAAGCUGGCAAGUAAUUAUUGUACCGGUUUUCCUUGGAUUGGGACUUUUGCUUUCAAGGAUAAUAUCCUGCUUAUGAGGGUUGCAUCUGAUAUCUAUUUUUAUCACUUUGAGACGAGGAAGAUGAGACACCUCUGCGGCCUUUCUGCUCUGGCGCCAAAGCCUUUUUUUGUUGCCACUGUGGUUCCAUAUACAAUGAGCUUAGUUCCACUUGCUUAG